UACCCUAGCCAUGUCAAAAAAAUCGGUACAUAAUCAAAAGAAAAAAGCCACUCCUCGUACGGUUCGUAAUGUACAAAGGGAACCGUUCUUUUUCCAACGUCUUAUAAUGAAAACACCGUGUUUUUCUGAAGAAGAACUUCUAGGAAAUCACUUAAGUUACCGUGAAAAAUUCAAAUCCUUAUUCCCAAACCAAUUCGAAAGUGAAAUAUCUAGACUAUCUAACACAGCCAUAUCCCAAGAACUCCGCACCUCUAACGCCUAUAGAGAAAUCAUAAACAACAUUUUAAAUCAAUUAAAUAACAAAAAACUUCACGAGCUAAUCCUUCAUCAAUUAAUCUCACUAGAACGUAAAACACCAUCCAUUGACCCACAUCACGUACUAACACUUGAUAAAGAUCAAUACAAGACCUAUGACAUUCUUUGUAAUUCUUGGGGACCAGAAACAGCAGGGAAGUAUCCAUAUUUCUUUUUAACUGGGUCUGCCGGUACGGGUAAAUCAUACCUGCUACAUAUGAUAGUUAACUUCCUAAAAUCAAAAAGAAUCAACUACCUCGUAAUUGCACCAACCGGCGUAGCCGCACAAAAUGUCGGUGGUAAUACCAUCCAUUCAGCAUUAAAAAUAAGACAAACGAACUCAUACUACGAAACCUUAUCAAUUCACAACCAAAAUACAAAAGAUUCCUUAAGAAAAAUCGAGGCAAUAAUAAUAGAAGAAAUAUCUAUGGUCUCUAGUAAUCUAUUCUCAUUUAUGAGUAAUAUGUUCGGUUCACUCCAUAGUAACUCUAAAAUCUUCGGAGGAAUCCCUGUACUUCUUAUAGGCGAUCUCUUUCAAUUACCACCAAUAAACACCCAUCAUGCUUUUUACUCACCAGUUUGA
Molecule: messenger RNA, 877 nt
Organism: Ambispora leptoticha
Lineage: Eukaryota; Fungi; Glomeromycota; Glomeromycetes; Archaeosporales; Ambisporaceae
Source: the annotation of a GenBank genome assembly